This is a messenger RNA of Harpegnathos saltator (Jerdon's jumping ant), 684 nucleotides long. RefSeq lists its product as uncharacterized. The record is from RefSeq and is a predicted model, not a curated record. Bases 1 to 684 code for a protein of 227 amino acids. Gene Ontology annotation, biological process: DNA integration. NCBI's taxonomy places the organism in Eukaryota, Metazoa, Arthropoda, Insecta, Hymenoptera, Formicidae. The transcript has 2 exons. Gene Ontology annotation, molecular function: nucleic acid binding.
AUGGUGAAGCAAUCAUCAAAAUUUAACAAAAAGAAGAAAAGUUCAGAGAAGCAGCUCAUCGGUAACGAAAAGCAGCGGUUAGUGGAGGAGUUGCACGCUUCAGCGAGAAGACAUUUUCCCCGUAAACGCGUCAUAGUGCGCGGAUACGAUGAUUUAUGGCAAGCUGACCUAAUAGAGAUGCGUCUUUAUUCUAGAUUCAACGACAACUAUCACUAUAUACUCACUAUUAUCGAUGUGUUGAGCAAAUAUGCGUGGGCUGUACCGCUGAAGAGCAAGAGCGGCAAAGAAGUAGUCGAGAACAUACAAAUGGAUCGAUUCGUUACCAUGUCUCGUUGCCAAAUACAACGCGCGAAAGCAUUGAACUAUCGGUAUGUGUCCUGUCGAUGUUACAAGAUCGCCGAUAAGCUCCUACUCACAGUCUACAACAAUCUAAAGAUCGCAGCGCCUGCGAGAUUCAAAGUAGGCGGCUCGGUACGCGUGAGCAAAUUCAAAACUAUCUUCGAGAAAGGUUACACUUCGAACUGGACCACCGAAGUAUUUAAGAUCAUCAAAGUACAGGCGACCAAUCCGGUGACUUAUCUGCUUGAGGAUUUUCGCAGAAAGCCUAUUGCCGGAGGAUUUUACGAAUACGAACUGCCUCGCGCUGCUACUCCUGACGUUUAUCUCGUGGAAAAGGUGUUCUGA